Molecule: messenger RNA, 2227 nt
Organism: Achroia grisella
Lineage: Eukaryota; Metazoa; Arthropoda; Insecta; Lepidoptera; Pyralidae
Product: zinc finger protein 235-like
Exons: 7
Coding region: 425-1537 (370 amino acids)
Cellular component (GO): nucleus
Source: RefSeq, a predicted model, not a curated record
GAAGCGCGCGCGCAUCCUGCGUCCGUGCAGUAUCCGCCCAAAGCGUAAUGUUCUAAUACAGUACACGAACGGGUUAACGAACUUACAAAAAAAAAGUGAUAACUCACUAGAACAAAUCUUCUAAACCAGUGAAUCGUUUUGAGAUAAGGUACAAAACUCAAACUAAGUUAAUAAUCGGCUCCGACGUCUUACCGGACUAUCGAUCACGUCAACCGAUAUUCAUUGGCGACAUCGCUUCGAUAAUCGAUACGACGUCCCGAUUUUUUUUAUAACAUAUUGAUCCUCAUUAACCGUGAUGGACGAGACGGGUCACAUUCCCAAUGAUUACUCGUUUAUGACAUGUUGAAGACUGUGGGUGGGUGUAUGAACUAAUUAUUACAUUUUAAAGAUCAGAUUAACUUUCUACUGUGUCAGUGAUUUGAAAAUGGAGACGUUGGUAUUGAUACCGCAAGAACUGAGUCUGGCAUUAAGGCCUGGUGGUGCUAGGGGUAGAGAGGCAUCUGUCAGCGUAUGGUCCUCAUCAGAGUUACAGAGAGGGUCUCUGUUGUACCCCUUCCAAGGCACUAUCAGGAUUGAUAAGCUCCAUGUUUACUCCUACGUGCCAGAUCACGACAUACGUCACCGGUUUGGUCUCUUCGAUGAGGUCUGCACCUCGGGAGGGGUUCAAGUACGACACUGCAACUGGAUUCGAUUCCUUCGAGUCUCUGAAAACUAUGGACCUCAAGUCAAUUUAGUCUGCACAAAAGUUAAAGGAGAGCCUGUAUAUGAAGCAGUGAAACCGGUAUCUGCUCACACCGAGCUGGUAGUUUAUUACCUUCCUGAGAGACCUGAGGAGAUGUUCUUUGUGAGAAUGAGAAAUAACCUUUAUAGACAAACAAUGGAUUCCAUAUUAGAAGACUCACCAUUAGAUUUAUCUACAUCUCUUCUUUCAAGAGUUUUACUACCAAUAUCACCACCAUCCGGACCAGAAGACGAACAUAAAUCAGUGUCAGGUGAUUCUCUCACGUCAUCGUCGGCUGGAUCAUCAAAUGAACUUUUAGAAAUGACACCAAAAGUCCAAAGGAGGCCAGCAAAGUCUGAAAGAGCAUUAUUGCCAUGUGAAGUUUGUGGAAAGGCUUUCGAUAGACCCUCACUUUUGAAACGACACAUGAGAACGCAUACAGGCGAGAAGCCCCACGUUUGUAUGGUCUGCAAUAAAGGCUUCAGUACAUCGAGUAGUCUUAAUACCCACAGAAGGAUACAUUCCGGAGAAAAACCACAUCAAUGUCAGCACUGCGGCAAAAGAUUUACUGCCAGCUCCAACCUGUAUUACCAUAGGAUGACCCAUAUAAAGGAAAAACCUCACAAGUGCAACCUGUGCUCGAAGUCCUUCCCCACCCCUGGGGAUUUGAAAUCUCACAUGUAUGUACACAGCGGGUCGUGGCCAUACAAAUGCCAUAUAUGCUCAAGAGGUUUCUCCAAGCAUACCAAUCUGAAGAAUCAUCUGUUUCUUCAUACAGCAAAACAUCAAAGAAAUAGCGCCAGGGAUGCUACCUGAAAUAAAGAAAAUUAUAAUCGUUAUUAUAUAGGUACAGUACAUAAUUGUAUGUUACAAAUACAUACACAUACAAACACAUUCAUGACAUAAAAAGAUAUUAAAAGUGUGAUAUUAGAAAUAGUUAACUUUAAGUGUUAAUUUAUUUAUAAAAUAUUUAUAUUUAUAGGUACUUAUUUUUUACUAUGUGUACAUACGUUAUUACCGACUAUAAUAUUGGGUUCUUAAUUACACGAUUAUGUAUAAGAAAUUUUUUUCUAAUAUUUAGGCUAUUAGAAAAUAAUAAUUAAUAUAGAUCCAUAAUAAUGUCAGAACAAAGUACUGAUUAUAAUUUAUUGACAAACGUAAGAAAUGUUCUUUAUCAAUCGUGUAUGCAAGUCCCAAAUAAUGAGGUUUUAUACAAGACUUGAAAAAAGUGUUGAUAUUUGGUUUAGGUAUUCAUCUUUAUUGUACAAUUUUGAGGUUUUCUUAUAAUAAUAGGUUUUCUAAAAGAGUUUAUUACAGAAGUUUCAAAUGAUCUGCAUUAUCUGGCAAUUUCAGAAACAAUAAAAUAUUUUUUAUCUAUUAUGAAGUCUGCAUUUUAUAUAGCACAUUUAACACUUGAGAAUAAAACACAGCUUACAAACAAGAAGAAGUAAAAGAAAUAGACAACUUAGUACAAAAACUAUAAAAUUACUCUAUGCUUAGGUCAAA